Molecule: messenger RNA, 1788 nt
Organism: Aaosphaeria arxii CBS 175.79
Lineage: Eukaryota; Fungi; Ascomycota; Dothideomycetes; Pleosporales
Product: glycoside hydrolase family 43 protein
Exons: 1
Coding region: 85-1707 (540 amino acids)
Biological process (GO): carbohydrate metabolic process
Molecular function (GO): hydrolase activity, hydrolyzing O-glycosyl compounds
Source: RefSeq, a predicted model, not a curated record
AUUGGAAAAAGGUAUUUCAAAACCACGAACCUUAGACAACUCAUACAAUUUCUUCAUUCCCGAGCGUCGAGACGGAUCAUCAGAAUGCCAUUGGUACGAAAUCCUAUCCUCCCAGGGUUCAAUCCUGAUCCCUCGAUCUUGAGGGUGGGAGAAAAUUACUACAUUGCUACGUCAACAUUCGAAUGGUUUCCUGGUGUUCAAAUCCAUCAUUCAACAGAUCUCGCAAAUUGGAGCCUUGUAGCCAGACCGCUCAACCGGAAAGCUCAGUUGGACAUGCGGGGAGAUCCUGACAGCUGCGGGGUUUGGGCGCCUUGUCUGACACACGAUGGCGAACGCUUCUGGCUGGUUUAUACGGACGUGAAGCAAAAGGAUAACUCCUUUAAGGAUACCCAUAACUACAUUGUUCAUUCCGAAUCUAUUGAAGGACCUUGGUCAGACGGGAUCUACGUUAAUUCAUCGGGAUUUGACCCAUCUCUUUUCCACGACAAUGAUGGGAAGAAGUGGUUCAUCAACAUGCUGCAGGACCACCGCCGGCGGCCACGAUUCUUUGCCGGCAUUAGGCUACAACAAUGGGAUCCAAUAACCGAGAGACUGAUCGGGCCAACGAAAAACAUCUUUGCUGGAACGAAAUUGGAUUUAGUAGAAGGACCGCAUCUCUACAAACGUAAUGGAUGGUACUACCUGCUCACAGCUGAAGGUGGUACAGCUUACGACCAUGCUUGUACACUAGCGCGUUCGCGUGAUAUCUGGGGUCCAUAUGAGGUUCACCCCCAAAACCCGAUUCUUUCCUCUGCAAAUGCACCAUUUGCCGCCCUACAGAGAGCUGGUCAUGGAGAUAUCGUAGACACCCCCGACGGAAAGACGUACUUGGUCCAUCUGAGCGGUCGACCUACCACCCAACGACGACGCUGUGUUCUUGGGCGCGAAACCGCCAUACAAGAGGCAUAUUGGAGUGAAGAUGACUGGUUGUACGUGAAGAAUGGACCUGUUCCAUCGUUGCAUGUAGAUCUGCCUGGUACACAUGAUGAUUCUAAUUACUGGGCUGAGAAACAUUACACGUUCGACGGCACCAAUGGCCUCCACUCAGAUUUCCAAUGGUUACGUACCCCAGAACCUGAGCGCAUUUUCCAGAUCAAGGACAGGCAACUGCAACUCACCGGCCGUGAAUCAAUUGGGUCUUGGUUUGAACAAUCGCUUGUUGCACGCCGUCAAACACACUUUUCGUACGACGCGGAGACAGUAGUUGACUUCUCACCGACUGACGAAAGGGAGUUUGCUGGGCUGACUGCGUACUACUGCCGCUACAACUACUUUUAUAUCACCAUAACCGCAGAUUCGGACGGCCAACGCGAGCUCCUGAUUCUAAGUUCCGAGGCCUCCUGGCCAGAAGGCAAAAUGAGCUUGCCAUUGUCUGAUCCGGUCAAAAUACCAAAUGACGGGAAGAUCAAAUUGACUCUCAGCAUUCGAGGGAAGCAGCUCCAAUUUUAUUACGGCUUAGGCGAACAGUCAGAAGUGCAGGAAAUUGGGCGCAUCUACGACGCCUCCAUUCUUUGCGAUGAAUGCGGAGGUCAUCAAGCACAUGGAAGCUUUACCGGUGCUUUUGUUGGGGUCGCAUGCUCCGACAUCAAUGGCACUGGGCGUGUGGCCAAGUUUGAUUAUUUCACUUAUCGUCCCGUGGAGCAUGAAUCAGACAGGUAUGAAGUGUAACUUGGUGUUCAUUGCCUUCACCGGCCGGUGCUCAAGCAGUUGUAUUUAGUAACUGGAUAGAGCGUUAAAAACCGACGUAGC